AUGGGUGGUGCUACUUCAAGGAUUGUGGAUAAUCUCCUAGAGGAUACGAACUUCGAUAGAGAUGAAAUUGAAAGAUUAAGAAAGAGAUUCAUGAAGCUCGAUAGGGAUAGCUCAGGAUCUAUUGACAAGAAUGAGUUCAUGAGUAUACCUGGUGUCUCAUCAAAUCCAUUAGCUGCCCGGAUAAUGGAGGUCUUUGACAGUGAUAAUAGCGGAGACGUAGACUUUCAAGAAUUUAUAACAGGUCUUUCUAUUUUCAGUGGCAGAGGUAGUAAAGAUGAGAAACUAAAUUUUGCGUUUAAGAUAUACGAUAUUGACAAAGAUGGUUAUAUUUCCAAUGGAGAGUUAUUUAUUGUUUUAAAAAUAAUGGUGGGUAAUAAUUUGGAUGAUGAUCAAUUGCAACAGAUUGUUGACAGGACCAUUAUGGAAAAUGAUAGUGACGGUGAUGGCAAACUAAAUUUCGAAGAGUUCAAAAAUGCAAUAGAAACUACAGAAGUGGCGAAAAGUUUGACUUUACAAUAUGACUUUUGA
Kazachstania africana CBS 2517 is the source of this 528-nucleotide messenger RNA. It is a transcript of the gene CNB1, whose product is annotated as calcineurin regulatory subunit B. Bases 1 to 528 code for a protein of 175 amino acids. Gene Ontology annotation, molecular function: calcium-dependent protein serine/threonine phosphatase regulator activity; calcium ion binding. Lineage: Eukaryota; Fungi; Ascomycota; Saccharomycetes; Saccharomycetales; Saccharomycetaceae. The record is from RefSeq and is a predicted model, not a curated record. The transcript has a single exon.